Molecule: messenger RNA, 974 nt
Organism: Coccidioides immitis RS
Lineage: Eukaryota; Fungi; Ascomycota; Eurotiomycetes; Onygenales; Onygenaceae
Exons: 1
Coding region: 447-671 (74 amino acids)
Source: RefSeq, a predicted model, not a curated record
GAAAAAAGAAAAGAAAAAUAUUCCCGCGCAUAUCCUACAUUUCAGGCAGUUUGAUUGAGAUGAUUUACGACUUACUUCUGGAGUAUCUGACAGAAAGAAAGAGGGAAAAAAAAUUAAAAAGAGUGGUUCCAGGCCGCAAUCCGACCCAGAGCCACCAGCUUCGUCUCAAUCUGAUACACAAUUCUCCCGCCCGCCAAUCCACUGAUCUCCCCAAAGACACAAGAUUGAAGUAGGGGAAAUUGCGAACCAAAAAAGAAAAAGACAUUCGAAACACAAAAGAACAAUGGUGCAAGAAGCCACAGGACGCCUCUGGCAGCGGCCCUCCCACCUCUCCCGACCCAAGGAAAACCCCAAAACAGAGUGAGUGGGUACAAGGAGAGCGGCGUCCCACUUCGGCGAAAUUGUCCCAAUGGCGGAGUGCCCCUGUUGCCAACCGUUAAAAAACAAUGGGUGAGUUGGAAGCAGAAAAAAGGUUCAAGUGGAGUGGAAUAACAUUCGAGGGCCGUUCGAUGAAGCUUCUCCCGAGAGACGCAAAGCCGAGAGAAAGAAAAAGGGAAAGCAAAAAGGCGUGGUACAAUUUUCUUGGGUUUUGGUACUCGGUUGGUUGGCGCCGUGGGAAGUUACCACGGAGGAAUUCCGCCAUUUUCCACAGACUUUGUGCCAUUUUUUAACUUUCUUUUUUUUUUUUUUUGUCAUUCUUCCCAUAAACGCCUCAUCAAGCCCGAAGGACUACUCUAUCGGUUCUUCCUCCUCCUUUCCUCCAGGGGGAGGCAAAAAAGAAGACUCUUGCGUGACAUGAGCUGAUUAUGUGACCUGUUUAAAAAAAAAACCGACGCAUUGAAGAUCUGCCGGUUGAGGUUAAUAUUAACGAGGAUACUGCUCUUCUGAAGUCACAGGGCAGAGGAGUGACGUCGCUUCGGUGAUGUUCCGUGGAUUUUUCAACCCGGGCAUCUUACCAAGAUCGCUGCCAAUAA